UUCUUCCAAGCGUAUCACUUCCCUUUCUUUAAAAACCCCUUUCUUUUCAAUCAUUUUUCAUAACCCACAUCAUAUUUUCAUUCAAUUUUUCAACCUAAAUUGAGCUUUUCAUACAUACAUUCAUGGCUGAAAAUGGGUCUGAACCAAAAAAUACUGCCACAAAAUCACCCACUGGGGUGGAAAUGGGGGCUAUGAGUGGGCCAUUAGUCUCACCUUCUCCGUUUCCGGUUAGCCGGAAAGUUAGGCCUGCAAUGAUUGAUGCUGUUCAUGUUGUUUUAAGGUUGCUAUGUUUAGUUACUUCUGUUGUAGGACUGUCUUUAAUGGUGACUGCUAAGCAAACUUCUAGUCUUAAUCUUUAUGGGUUUCAACUCCCUGUUUACUCUCAUUGGUCUUUUUCCGACUCUUUUGAGUAUCUGGUUGGAGUUUCAGCAGCAGUAGCAGCUCAUUCUUUGCUUCAGUUAGGAAUUAGUAUGUCAAGAUUUAGGAAGAAAGCUAUUGUAAUCCCAUCUCAAAAUUAUGCAUGGGUUAUCUAUGCUGGUGAUCAGAUUUUUGCGUAUGCAAUGAUGAGUGCAGGCUCAGCUGCCUCAGGGGUGACGAGCCUUAACCGAACAGGAAUUCGACACACAGCUUUGCCCGAUUUCUGCAAGCCCUUGCACGCAUUUUGUAAUCGAGUUGCUGCCUCGAUUGCAUUCGCUUUCUUGAGUUGUUUGUUGCUUGCUGCCUCAGCUGUUCUUGAUAUUAUUUGGUUAACUUGCUACUGAUUUCAAGUGUUGUUGUUUAGUCUAGUCCUUUGCCCUAAUUAGUGUGAAUAAUGAGAUUAUCUGCAGUAUAUGUAUUCUGGUGAUCUUUGAGUAAUUUUUGUAAAUGUUGGAACUAAUGUUAAGAGUGAAUCGUAUAAAGAUCCUAUCUUGAGAAAAUGAAGCAAUAUUGUUCAAACUUCAAAGCAUAAACA
This is a messenger RNA of Amaranthus tricolor (Joseph's coat), 952 nucleotides long. Its product is annotated as CASP-like protein 3A1. Lineage: Eukaryota; Viridiplantae; Streptophyta; Magnoliopsida; Caryophyllales; Amaranthaceae. The transcript is spliced from 3 exons. The coding region runs from base 123 to 761 and encodes 212 amino acids. The record is from RefSeq and is a predicted model, not a curated record.